AAGGGGGGCGUGUUAACCAGUUUAACCAUCGCUGUUUCUCCUCCCAGCGAGCCACGGCCAGCGGGUCCACAGUCAGACCUGCAGCGUGAGGAGGACACAGUAUGGGGGAGUGAUGGCGGCGGCGGCCGAGUGUUACAUUGUGCAUGAGAUCUACAAUGGCGAGAAUGCACAAGAGCAGUUCGAAUACGAGCUGGAGCAGGCGCUCGAGGCGCAGUACCGCUAUAUCGUCAUCGAACCCACACGCAUCGGCGACGAGACAGCCCGCUGGGUCGCCGUGGGUAACUGUCUGCAUAAAACGGCCGUGCUGGCUGGAGCCGCCUGCCUCCUGACGCCACUGGCACUACCCGUAGAGUACUCGCGCUACGUAGCGUUGCCUGCCGGCGCCAUCAGCCUGGCCUGCGCCACUCUCUACGGCAUCUCGUGGCAGUUUGACCCGUGCUGCAAGUAUCAGGUGGAGUACGACAGCCGCAAACUGGCGCGUCUUCCUUUGCACACUCUCACCUCGUCUUCACCCGUGGUGCUGGUGCGCCGCGACGACGUGCACAGAAAGAGACUGCACAACACGAUAGCGCUCGCCGCCCUGGCCUACUGCGUGAAGAAGAUCUUCGAACUGUAUGCCGUAUGAACCGACACACACACACACGCGCACACACGCACUGAUACAUCAUCUCACACACAUACAGACAUGCUGGAAGGGAGGUGAGAAGCACUACUAAAUACAAACAGCAGACAACCACGGUCGAAAACUAACAUGCAAAUGGAUGGAGAGAACAAACGCUAAAGAAAAGACCAGCAAGAACGGAGCAGCACUCUACUCUUCAACUCUUCUCCCAUCUGCACCCUAACAGUGGAAGAACAGCUGAUUAGACUGGAUGGGAGAAUUUAACAGAUGAGACAACAAUGCAGCAGGGGGGGUUAUGUUAAAAUGAGACAGAAUUCCCCCUUUUUCUGCACUAUUAAGUGACAACAGCAAUGCACUUGUGCCCCCUCUGAUCUGUCCAUGUUCCUCGCUGAGCUCCUGCACGUGGACAGUGACCUUGUGGUGGAAAGGCGAACACAGACAUGUUUUAAGUAUUACUUUUCAAGCCCUUCCUCUCUCCCUCCCCCGUGUAGUUUUACUGUACCCUGCCUUGAUGAUUCACCUUUUCAUUAAACAAUAGGAGAUUUAACCUGA
Molecule: messenger RNA, 1174 nt
Organism: Trichomycterus rosablanca
Lineage: Eukaryota; Metazoa; Chordata; Actinopteri; Siluriformes; Trichomycteridae
Gene: tmem11
Product: transmembrane protein 11
Exons: 2
Coding region: 113-625 (170 amino acids)
Biological process (GO): inner mitochondrial membrane organization
Cellular component (GO): mitochondrial inner membrane
Source: RefSeq, a predicted model, not a curated record